CCUGAAGUCACAGGGGAUAUCUCUAGGUCAAUGCACAGCACACAGCAGCGGCCCCCCAUGUCUCUCGUGGCACUGUCAUGGCAAUGCUCUUUGGAUAAGCAAUCUGGCACAUUAAGAUAUUUCAUUCCAUUCACGGAUAUUUAGGAUGGGAGCUUUAAAACCAUAUGCUAACCUUAUUGUAACAGAAAAAAAAACCAACCACCCUACAAACCUUAAAUUCUACCUUCAAGUUUAACUCUACAACUCCUGAUUAGUUCUGAUCAGAGUAAAGUAGUUCCUCCAUCAAACAGGGUAAAGAGUGAGGGGGAAGAAGAGGGGGAAAAAAAAGCAGAAAAGAAAAAAAAAUAAGAAAUAAACACACAGUUGAGUCACUGCAUCUUAAAUGAUAAUGGCAAGAAAGGAAGGAUGAUGAUGAUAGAUUGUGGAUAACACCGUACCUCAAACUAUCACUUCCACAUGCAGAGAGGAACCGAGGAGACAGAAUGGAACAAGAGGCACACAAAAAGGAGAAGCAGAGCCCCCCAGCACCCUGCAUCUCUCUCCCAUGGAGCAGGACUUGACAUCAGCCCAGCCACCAGCAGACCUUUACCCUACAGAAAGACUGUAUGGAGCAGGCUGGCAGCCCAUGGCAGCAGGGCAGAGGGGGCUGAGAAAGCAGCCCCAGGCCCUCACCCUGUCAGCCUUCCAAGACCUGCAAGACUUCCCAGAAACAAAAGGCAUCUUCUGCACUUCUAAAGGAUGGUCAAAGCCUUUAACCAGUCUGUAAAUUAUGUCUUCAUCUUCCACUGCAGUAAAGGGUUAAAUACAGCUCUGUGCAUGGGCACUCAGUUCACUUCCCUCCAUCUUUCUGCUUCCAGCACCAAACGUCUGGUCAGAAUUACCUUUGGACAGACACCCAUCCUUCCUUGCUUGUCCUCUCCUGAGCCUUCCCUUUCCACCUUUACAAUUUAAUUUACUGGGAUUUAAAAAUAAAUAGAAAAACAGUGGAUUCCCUAAGACCAACUGACCAAACAUCACUUAUGGACCAUCCCCAGUGAAUGCCCUUUCCCGCACACCACCAGAGCUAUGAUGUGUAGCCUCAGUAACCACACGGCCUCCUUCCCUUCUUCCUCACCCACUUCCUCAAAGCCCGUGUGCAGAGUUUCCCCUUUCUGGGGGAAUCAGUGGUAUCAGUACGACCACAUGUUGAAACUCUUUUGCACCGCAUGUUUCAGGCCAAGUCCUUUCUGAACAAUACACCUCACUUUGUAGGACGUACUACCCAAAGAAGAGAUGUAAUGAGGAGCACAGGCAGCAAAAAACAGUGGAACAUCACCAGGAUGCAGAGAUAAAAACAGGGAGUGUGGAAGUGUAAGUACUGUAAGAUGUGUAAGCAAGUUAUGUGUAAGGAAGUCCACGCAAAAGAUGGGGCAAACAAGUCACUACGCUACUACCAUUUUCACCUCAAGGAAACACCUGGCUUUGCUGCGUUCAUCUUUGUGUAGUAACCUGUCCAACUGCAGCCUUUGCUAUCACAUAUAUACUUGGAAAUCCUUAGUGUCAAGGAUGGACAAUUGCACAGCCAUUCUGUAACAGAGGAAUCCCCCUGGACAUGGAACGUGGCUCUUUUGAGGGCAGGAUCUGGGAUCCUGUGGGCCUCAAGAACAGCUUUUCUCUGGGUGCGUUUCUCUUCUCGUCAGCAGGCAGCUGAAAAAUUGGACUCACAUGGGUUAUGUGUGAAAGCAGAACAAUAUGCCAAGACAAGAUGAAACAGAUGUUUCAGGUCUACAUUACAAUUCAGACAGCAAUUUAAAUCAGCCGAAGACAUCAGAACAAAGUGCUUUUCGUAACUUAGAGAUCUGCAGUCCUGGAGGGCUCUUGUGGGGACACAGCCCCAGGAGAAGGGUGAGUUUCUUACCACGUUUCUGCACACCAAUCAGGUGCAGUCCUGCCCAGAUCUCCUACCCCCCAAGUGAUGAGGACAGCGAUGACUCUGAGGGAGAGAACCAGGAACUUGUUCAAAUCGACAGAGAGAGAAGACGGAAUUGUACCUUGACCCCUCUGGCCACCAACCAGCUCCAGAACCAAGAGAACCAAUGCUGCAAGGUCCGGGCCCUUCUCCAUGCCAGCUUGGAUCGCCACAGCUCGGAGGAGGAGCUGGAGCGCAUCAACCGAGAGUUUGCCGCUGAGAAGCGGAAGUGGUCCCAGGUCAGCAGGCUUGCGUGCUGCAGUGACAGCAACAACACCUCCUCCAGUGACGAAGAAGUGAAGAACUUGUGCGCCAUGUCCUUCCAGCCUGUUGCAGAGCAGGCUGAUGGUCUGCAUGCAAGUCCAAGCCCUGUGCUGUUCAGUGCCUCCCCUCCCAAGAGACUCCAGCCUCUGGUGCGCAACCCAGCCUCUAGACCUUUAAUCUUGACGGGUGUUGGGGCAGGCCUUGAGCAAGUCAUGCCGUGUAAGAGACAUCGACAAGGAUACGGGGAUAAGAUCUGCAGGCCCAGCCUUGACCUGGAAAAAAUGCAGCAGAAGAUGCUGCUGAAGAAGAAUUGUGGAAUGAAGACUAGAGUUAUUAAAAUUCGUAGCAUUAACGGAGGCCGCCCGCCACCUCACUUUGUGUAUGAUCCAUCCACCUUUGCCUUCCGUUCCCUCAGCACCUUGAAGCCGCUGAGCCCAAUAGCUCCAGUGGAAGAACCGUCAUGUGCCUACUGAAGGAAUUUCUCCAAAAACCUCAGGAACUAUCAACCAACCACCUGCCUGGCAAUGGGAAGGGACAUGGCUACGCCCGGGGGGUUGGGUGUGGGAGAAGGGGACAGUGACACAUCUUUGCAAUACAGUUUCCCUGGCAGCAGGAAACACACAGCUUUGCAGCAGUGACUGGUUUCAUACCAUUGCCACAUCUGAGCAUUAGCAGGUGGAGAGAUUUUGUCUUUCGAGUGCAAAAUGAGACAGAUGACAGGUUCAAAACUGUGAGGACAGUCACCGAGGUGAACAUGUGGAUGUGAUAGUUGAAGAUAUCCCUGAGGGGUUCAGGAGCUAGUAUAGGCCUGCAUGGCAGCAGUGAAAAGUGAUCAGGUCCAAACAGUUUUCCAAGAGUACUUGGGUCUGCAGUACUUUGAUGUAGAUCUGACCAUUCUUCCACUGAAAAAGGAGGGCAGGGUUGGAAACAGAGGCUAUAUUGGGCUGCCUGCAAAGGAAGAGGAUCCCUCUCUGAGGCUGUUAGGAUUGUAUUAAAUUCUGGCUUUCUUGAGAAAGACCCUGGGAUGGGGAUGUGGGAUGGGGUAAGUAGAAAAUAUAGUUCCAUGUACCAGCUAGUCUGCUGGCUCAGUAAUAUCAUCUGAAGUGAGAUUGAAACGGGAGGCACGAGCAUUCUGAUUAUAGAAUGGAGGAUUUGUGUUCAGCCAUCCAAAGAUGCAGAGUGCCCACCUGCAGUUCUCUCUUGGCAUCAUUAGGGAGAAGAACAUGAAUGUGUCUAUAUGCUCCUGGCUCUCCUCUCUGCUGAGGCUGCCUCUGUUUUGGGAUAUGCAGCAUUUGUCCGUAGUGUUGUCCUAGUUCAAUGCUGCACCUGUAGUGAUACUGAACACAACUGGCAUCAUCAGACUCAAUCAGACAAAUCAAGUGUCUCCAGCAAGUUGUCUGCUACCCCAUUAGGCUGGCUAUUAAAUUCAUAUAGACCUCUGUUCUGUCCCAGUGGAGCAGGUAUUCCCGUAUGUAGCAUGAAGAGGGAGGAAGGAGACUUUUUUGUAGCCAUCUGUUGGCAGAAGAAACAAGAAAAAAGCUUCUCUAUUGACAGUCCUGCAGCAGUUAGGAACCACAAUAAGUCUUGUUACCACUGGAGUCUGGCCUUGAGGCACAGAUGUGCUUUGUGCUACAAGGCAGCAGCUAGCAGGAGAAGCUGUCACCUGUCAUAGUGAGGCAGAGGAAUAAAGCAGUUCCUCUUGUUGCAUCUGAUAAGUCUUUACUGCAAGUGCCUGGUGGAGAGAGUAACCUCGUUGUCUUGCAUUCCUCAGCUUGAAUCUGCAUCAGGCUGGGUGCAAGUGGGAGUGAGUAAUUUACUUGUCUGGAUCAAAAGGAGCAACUGUGAAUAACAACAUAAAACUGGUUUUAUUUUUAAAUCUGCUCCACUGUAGAGGUCUUUGAUGCCACUCUUUGGAUGAGACCAGGGGUCAGUACAGCUCUCAGUAGGAGGCCACAGACUGAACCAGCAUAUGCUGGUACUUUCUGUGCUCUGAAACCCUUGGGGAAAAGCCUGAAGGCCACCUACACCCAGGACCCUGAAUCCCCUACCACUACCCUUCCUUCCCCAGCUGCCUCUCUCAGGCAAGCAGAGUGGCUGGGCAAGGCAGUGAGGAGAUGUCCAUCCUGAUGCUGCCCAGGCUCUGCCUGUUCCUUGUCCCUGGGAUAUCGCAGCUGGACCACCUCCCCCACCAGCGCUGACUCCAAAGGACUGCUUGGGUUUUCUGGUGAGGUGCUUCAGGCACACAUUGUGAUUCCCUGCAAAAGUCCCUUCUUCUGACAUAGGCUGAUUCCUCUGCUGAUUCUUCCCACUCCUGUAGAGACUGCUUAUUUCGUUUGGACGGCACACCACAGCUUUUAGCUGCUGCCAGAUUGAGCUGACCAGGGCAGGACAGGAUGCAUCACCUCCUCAGACCAAGUGCCCACGCUCAAGAGAAGGGACAGCUGCAACCCACCACUUGUUCUGCAGGAGGAAUGCAGCCCUCGUGGCCCCUCACCUGCGCUUUUGAGGUGCAUCCCUGGAGCUCUGUUCUUACCUGUGUGGAUGCUGCAGGCUGCCUUCCCCGGGGGCCCCAUGAAUGGGAAUGUGGAUGUCCUGCCCGUAUUGUUGCCUUUUAGUACUUUUUGUAACUUUUCUCUCUGUCUUUUCUUUUUCAAUCAGAAGGAAAAAUAAAAAUAAUGAAAUAAAGUGUAACAGCUGCUAUAUUCACA
Messenger RNA from Coturnix japonica (Japanese quail), 4920 nucleotides. Lineage: Eukaryota; Metazoa; Chordata; Aves; Galliformes; Phasianidae. The record is from RefSeq and is a predicted model, not a curated record.